GGGUCCUGCAGCUCUGUCUGCAGGUGAGCCGGCCGGGGGCCCGGCAGGGCCGCGGUGGGAGCGGGGCAGCGCCUUCCGAGGGGCACUGGUCGACCGGUGGAGACCGAGACCGUCCAGGCCGUGCUCGCCGGGGGUCGUGUCGCCCAGCACCUUAUACGUGAAAAUUAGAGCUGGAGCAGUAACCGCUCCAGGUAGCACCAGAGGUGUUCAGUGCAGGAUGGUUUGUAAGGGCGGCUCUGAGGGGUCUCUGCCGCAAGGAAUCUCUCAGAGAAGAAGGUCUGCAAGGGAAACGUGAACUUUAUGGUAAGAGGAAAGAAUUAGGCAGAAAGGCAGCGUGUAAACAUUGACCCCUUUUCAUGAAAAAAGUAAAAGUUCACACUUAGCAAAAGGAUUGACCCAGCUGGCCCCGGAAAUAGUAGGUGCUUAAGCUGAGUGGGAGGACUGCAGGGUUUUGUUUUUGUAUUUUUAUGCUGCUUUGUAUUUUAUGAAUUUUGUUCAUUGAGCAUGUAUUUCUUUUAAUUUUGGAAAAGAUAUGUUUACAAAUGUCAAAGUGUCAUUCUCUACACGUUAGAAACCUAAUUCUCGUGCAAAGAGGGAGUGCUUGUCAGCUUGUGUUAACUCACUGAGGAAGGAGCCAGCAGGAGGAAGGAGCUGGCUCAGGGGCCAGUGAGCUGCAGGAAUGCUGGGCGGGGCGGGCCUAGGGGCAUCCUGUGAGGCAGUGACCACAGCCUCUGGAUUAUCUUCCCUGGGGGCGGCGGCGAGAGGAGAGUUAUUGCUGGUUAUCAAAGUUGCCAGGUAGGCCUCCCAGACUGUGAAGCCCAGGCCAGUCCCCGCUGAAUGAGCUGUGCUGUCUCCUUUGCAAAGUCAAGUGACUCUCUGAGGUCGUGCGCAGUAACCCAGGAUGAUGUAACAAAGCAGGCUGUUUCCCUCUUGUCGACUGCACAUCCCAGAUUGGGAUCAGUUUAGCGCCCAGUGAACAGAGGAGCUCAGAGAUGUUCCUGUGUCCGUGUCAGAGCUGCAGGGGCCCUGGGGGCUGGAGUCCCAGCCUAGGGACUGGCCUGCCAGUCAUGGCAGCACUGGAACCAACACUCUUAACUUCCUCAGAAUGCCUGGUGCGGUGCAAUGGAACAGCUGAAAGCACCAAAUCCUAUAAAGGAAAGAACGGUGCAAGGUUUGUAGAUAGAUUUUUCCUGCAGAGUCGAGGGGGACGGGCUCUCUGUCCCCAGGGGUCACUCCUCUCGCAGCUACAGGGCAGUCUGAGCGCCUGGCUCCUGAAGAAGCCCUAGUCUGGGGCUCCAGGUGAGCAAGUGGGCAGCAGGGGAACGGGGCGCCCCCAUGUCACCUGUGCCCUGGAAGGUGAGGGGAGGCAGUCAGGGCGGGUGGGCGCAGAGCCUUCCAGAACAAGUCUGACUGCACUGGGGGCACCACCCAGCCGAGGGGCAGCAGUGCCUCUGCGGGGUUUGGGGGGCCACCUGGGUCCCCCAGCCUGCAGCAUCCCCAGGACCCAGGGUGACAGGUUGGACCAGACCAGCUGGCCCAGAAACGCUGUCGUGUAGGAGGGAGUGUGAGGAGGAGGUUUUGAGCAUGGAUCAGGAAGGGGACGUGUUUGUGGGGGUCUGAAGGGUGCUGAGUAUUGGGUCUUGCAGGGAGCCGUGUCUCUGAUGACCCAGGGGCUCCCCUGCCUCCGCUCUAGCUCAGCUGAGACCUUAACCCAUUUGCAUUUCUUUCCUCAGAUGAGACACUGUCUUUAGAAAGGUUACCUAGAGUCUGAAGGACCCAGAAGCCAGUCAGGUUUCUCUGUGGCAUGACUUUGAAAGAAUAGUGUUUUUCUCCUCGAUUUCUGGGUCCUUGGAGCCAGUCCCCUAUUACCCACCUGGAAUGCUGGCUCCAUCCCUGCCCCCCACUCCUUCCUUCUGUACCUCCCCCCACUGCUCUUGUCUCAAGCACAUGGUCAGAAGCAGGCAGACCCAGUACUGGGGUCCCUGUUCUUGCUUGUUGCAUGUCCCAGGAGGCUGGAGGCUGGGGAGUGCCUCCUGUCUCCUUCCCCUCCCAGUCCCCUACCCACCCCUUGGCCCCACGUGCCUCCUGCUGCUUGUUGGAAGAGUUAGGGAGGGGAGGGAGGGAGAAGACAGGGGCUCAUGGUCGGCUGUUUGCAGACUUUCCAGGAUAAUCGGAUGUCUUUUUUUAAUCUGACUUACAUUUACAAGCACCUGCAGCUCAUGGUAAGCCCCUUCAGUUAUGCCUGGUUUAGGAAAAGGAAGGCUCUGAACAUCCCUCCGGAGAGUCUCAGAAUUUUACACCUAGAGGAGACUGGGAACCAGGCCAGUGCAGUGGUCCUGCACCUCCUUGGGGCAGCUGGGCACUUAAGAAGUAGCCAAGUCCCCUCCAAGGCAGUGGCGUCAGAAUGCCUGGGGGUGGCAGGCCUGGACGUACCCCCAGAAUAGAGAGAAGACAGCAGAGCUGCGGGCGAUUCAGUGCCCCAGGACCAGAGCGCUGAGGUCCUGAUCAUGUGCCAGCCCAGGCCCCACGGAGUAGCUUCUUGAUUUGAGGCAAAUAACCAAGCCUGGGCUGUCUUACGGGAGUUGAAGCCUACCUUUCCCCAUUUACCAAGUUAAGAGACCUAAUUGAUCUGCUUGGCAUACAGUAGGUGCUUCCUGUUAGCUCCUGAUGUCCCACAGCGCUCUGUUUGUGUCUUUGGUUUCUAUAGUCAGAUACUGGGGUCCUGCUUUCUUAGCUUCUAAGCAGUGAAACCAAGACGAGAACUCGCUGUUCUGUCCCAGGGCCCUGGAGGGCCCCUCACCUUCCUGAGCACCAGCCCUCGUUCUAGUCAGUCUCGGGGACCCUCCCGUUUCAAGGCAGAGGUUCCAAGGAAGAGCGUCGUCAGAUGCAAGUGCAGUCGUCCGGCAGUUCCUGUGUUGUUCGCGGUCGGAGACGGGUGCACAAGGGGCCCUGAGGCCGUGGCCCUGACUGCGUUUUCAGGGACCAGAGGCAGCGUGUGGACCUGGCUCUCCUCUGACACAGGCACCAGCACCAUGAGUCUUGUAAGUGACGGCGGGGCGGCAAGGAGCAUCUUUGACCUGGACUAUGCCUCCGGGAAGAUCCGCUGGACGCUGACGGUGGCCGGCUUUGUCUUCUACCUGGGCGUCUUCGUGGUCUGCCACCAGCUGUCGUCCUCCUUGAAUGCCACCUACCACUCCCUGGUGCCCAGAGAGAAGGUCUUCUGGAACCUGGCGGCCACGCGUGCCGUCUUCGGCAUCCAGAGCACGACGGCAGGGCUGUGGGCGCUGCUGGCGGACCCGGUGCUCCAGGCCGAUCGCGUGCUCGGCCAGCAGAACUGGUGCUGGUUUCAGAUCACCACAGCCACGGGGUUCUUCUUCUUCGAGAACGUGGCCAUUCACGUGUCACACCUGCUGUUCCGCAACUUCGACUUCUUCCUGGCCACCCACCACCUCUUCGCCUUCCUGGGGUUUCUUGGCCUGGUGGUCAACCUGGAAGCCGGCCACUAUCUGGCCAUGGUCACCUUGCUCCUGGAGAUGAGCACGCCCUUCACCUGCGCCUCCUGGAUGCUCCUGAAGGCCGGCCGCGCCGACUCCCCGCUCUGGAGGCUGAACCAGUGGGUGAUGGUGCACCUGUUCCACUGCCGCAUGGUGCUGACCUACCACAUGUGGUGGGUGUGCCUGCGCCACUGGGAAGGCCUGGCCCGCAGCCUCUUCCCGCCGCACCUCGCACUCUUCCUCGUGGGGCUGGGCCUCCUCACGCUGGUCAUCAACCCCUACUGGACCCACAAGAAGACGCAGCAGCUGCUCACCCCCGUGGACUGGAACUUCGCAUCCAGGCGCCCCCAGCCCGCCCGCGCCAACGGCCAGCCGCCGCGGAAGAAGGCGCAGUAGCCCUUCAGAGGCUGUUCCUUGGCCCGGGGACACUGACCUGGAGCAGGACGAGGGGCUCCCACCUCCAUUUGCCCCGGGAGAGACUGCUGCGCUGUGCUGACGGCCUUGCCUGCUGGGCUCGCCCCGUGAGCACCGCGCCUCCGCGUGUGUGUCCGGGGAGGGGCCGCGUGGCGGGACACACCUCGGAACCUGCUCUUAUCCACAGCCCCACCCCUGGUAGUGGGAAAGGGUCGUCCUCAGACAGGAAGUUCUGGGACCUGUUUCCCUGAUGGGCGAGGGGAGCUGGUCUCGGCAGCGCCCCUGGUGGUGGGCGUGGGCAGUGACCAGCCUAGACGGGAGCAAAGGGGCUUCCCAUGGGGCCAGGGAGGCUCAUCCAGAAGAGUUUUGUUUCCCUGUCGUGUUGCUCGGUCCACACAGCAGGGGAGACGUGACUAAUCACAUUUGUCUAGAUUUUACAGCUGUUUUUAAUUCACUACGUUGCCAGUAGGUGCCCCAGCCAGACUGUAACUCAGAGGUGGGUGUCUCCGUGUGGAUUUCAGGUCAGGGUGGUGGUCACUUUCCCUGGGCUGCAGGGCCCUCCGGACAGCGCCAGGCCCCAUUUCCUCACCUCCUGAGGGCGAGCCCCGUCACCACCCUCGCUGAGCAGGGCCUGGCGGGGUCUGCCCACCGUCGCACAGUGUUACUGACAGCUGUACGAGCAUCUUGUUCUUCCCGAGAGUGUGCAAUUAAGUGAGAUUAAAUGCAAUUGAAAUGCAAGUUGAAA
Camelus dromedarius (Arabian camel) is the source of this 4653-nucleotide messenger RNA. It is a transcript of the gene CLN8, whose product is annotated as CLN8 transmembrane ER and ERGIC protein. Bases 3033 to 3890 code for a protein of 285 amino acids. Gene Ontology annotation, molecular function: ceramide binding. NCBI's taxonomy places the organism in Eukaryota, Metazoa, Chordata, Mammalia, Artiodactyla, Camelidae. The record is from RefSeq and is a predicted model, not a curated record. Gene Ontology annotation, biological process: nervous system development; lipid homeostasis; phospholipid metabolic process. Gene Ontology annotation, cellular component: membrane; endoplasmic reticulum. The transcript has 4 exons.